GCGUCGUCGCGCGCUACGGCUACAUGGACGACCCCGACCACUCGACGGGGUUCGCGCAACAGGUGCUCUGCGCGAUCUCGCACUACUUAGCCUACGGUUCCACCAAGGAGCUGCUCCAUCGGACGCCCAGUUCCGGCCCCGGGUCGCCCAUGUCCCACGUGUCGAGCUCCAGCGCGCUCUCGCACGUGGGCAGUUCCACCGCUCUAGUUCCCGGCCCCACCGACACGCCCCGGUCUCCGUCCGCGUUGGACACACCCAAGAAGCGCCCGAUCCGGCUCAGCCUGACCGAACGGGGCUGGCAAAUGAGCCUGGUGAAAGAAGCGGCGCAGCACGAGAUCAUGUACAUCAAGACGAAGCCCAUCUUGAAGCCCGCCAAGAGCGCUACCCACAUGCAACGUUUCCUUUUGUGGUGUUACAACGUUCUUCUUGAUGUAAGCCUGUCGCCGACAGAUGCACUCAAUAUGCCUCGCGCCCAACUGCUGAUGCUCCUGAUGGUUUAUGAGAUCAAGUAAUUCUAGAUUGGUAGGAACAUUUGGCGUUCUAUCUAGCCGCCGUGAUCCGUUUACAUGUAGACGGUGACAGCAUAGAGGUGGACAGCAGAGCAGCAGAGCACGUAUCUGCUUACAGUGUUACUUGCUUACUGGUAUUUAGUGAGUAGGAUUUAGAAGAAUUUGGGGAGGCCACCCUUUGUUAGGACUGAUCCACAGUCAUGGAUGAGCUUAUGCCAGGCCUUGUUGUGCUUUGGAGGGUAGGGAUAGGGCGCAUGGCAAUUAGACCUAGACGGUGAGGCUUCGCGCGAGUUUGUCGAAUCAAAAGUACACAUGCAAUGUACGGUAGGCCCCUGGAGCUCACAAUGUGAUUCUGUUCGAUAUAAAAAGGUAAUCUAGGUGCAGUGAGUCGGACUCAGGUUAGGCUAGCCUGCAAUAGGUUGGAUCCGUCCAUUAUCGGAUGCCUUCAUCCAUGAUUUGGGCACUUCCAUCAGUGCUUUGACAAAUGCACUGCCGCGCAGCGCUGUCCUGGCCGACUCGAAGUCCUGGGCCCAGGUUGCUGCGUUGACUUCUUUUAAUCUAACCACGUCCACGCAGCCGCGACUGCACACUGUUCCUGAUGGGAAUUAUUUCUC
This is a messenger RNA of Klebsormidium nitens, 1123 nucleotides long. The record is from the annotation of a GenBank genome assembly. NCBI's taxonomy places the organism in Eukaryota, Viridiplantae, Streptophyta, Klebsormidiophyceae, Klebsormidiales, Klebsormidiaceae.